GAUUGGUUCUCUCUGAUGGAGUCAUGAAAAAUAUCCAUAAAUAAGAACCCAUUGGUAACCAAUUUCCACUUGUAUAGUGAGUUCAGACUGUCUCCAGAAAUUUCUGAGCAUUGGACACCCUAAUUUUCCACCCUGAGAUAAUGGAGCAGUUUAAGAACUGGCUGGGCCACCCCAAGGAGCUCUACAACCUGGUGCGGUUCAAGAUGGGAGGUUCCAAGACUGUGAUGCUCAAGAUGGAUGAAGACUCACUCAGCGACAGCCUCCGCCUCUGCUACCAGUACCUCAACCAGAUCAGCUGGACCUAUUCCAUUGUCGUCCAGGUGCUCGAGGGGGAGCUGCGCCAUGUUCUUUGCAUCUUCUACUUAGUUCUCCGGGCUCUGGACACGGUGGAGGAUGACAUGACGAUCAACCUGGAAACCAAGAUCCCCAUGUUACAGAACUUCCACUCCUACCUGUAUCAGCCAGACUGGCGAUUCAUGGAUAGCAAUGACAAACACAAACAAGUGCUGGAGGAUUUCCCAACGAUAUCUUUUGAGUUCCGGAAGCUGGCAAAGGUCUAUCAGGAUGUAAUUGCUGACAUUUGCCACAAGAUGGGCCUUGGGAUGGCCGAGUUCUUGGAGAAGAAGGUGGAGUCGGAGAAGGACUGGGACAAGUACUGUCACUACGUCGCCGGCCUGGUGGGGAUCGGAGUCUCCCAGCUCCUCUCUGCGUCCAAACUGGAAGACUCUAUUGUUUGCCAGGACACAGAGCUUGCCAACUCCGUGGGGAUUUUCCUGCAGAAAACCAACAUCAUCCAGGAUUAUCUGGAGGACCAACUUGAGGGCAGAGAGUUUUGGCCUCAAGAGGUUUGCAGCAAGUAUGUAAAGACAGUGUCCGAUCUGGCCAAGCCUGAGAACAUUGACAAAGCAGUGCAGUGUAUGAACGAGCUCAUCACCAACGUCUUACAUCACAUUCCCGACAUCUUGACAUGCUUGUCUCAGCUGAAGACCCAAAGUGUGUUCAACUUCUGUGCCAUCCCACAGGUAAUGGCUAUUGCUACCUUGGCAGCCUGCUACAACAAUCAGCAGGUCUUCAGGGGAGUGGUGAAGAUCCGGAAGGGGCAAGCCGUCACACUGGUAAUGAAUGCCACCAACAUCCAGGCUGUUAAGGCCAUCAUAUACCAGUACAUGGAAGAGAUCUACCAGAAGAUUCCCAGCACAGACCCUUCCUCCAGCAAAACUCAACAGAUCAUCACUUCUAUCCGCUCCGUGACCUUACCCAGAGGAGGACUUGUCUCCAGGACCCAUUACUCUCCCAUCUACUUGUCUUGUGUGAUGCUUUUAGCAGCCCUGAGCUGGCAGUAUCUGAGCAUGGUGUCGAAGAUGGUGGAAGAACAUGUACACACUGGGGAGAACUGAUUGAUGUAGUGAUUGUUUUGAAGGAAAUGCUAUUUCAGACCAGGAGGACUUGAUUGGAGUCACAGAAUCAUAGAGCUGGAAGAGAUCUCAAGGGUCAUCCAGUCCAUAAACCAGACUCAAAACCUUGAAUAUGCGAAUUUGUUUGAACUGGAAGCUUACACAAGAUAUAGCUGUUAACAAACUAAGGUUCCUCAAUGGAGACAUCCUCCUCGUUCUCCAUUUCCCCAGUUUUGGAUAGACUAGUUGUGGGCAAGUCUCUUUUUGAGUCUUAAUAUAUUUUUCUGCAGGGUAUUUGACCUGUGUUUUUGUUUCAGUUUUUUUCUUCUUAUAUAUGAUCUUUUUGAACAAGAAAGUUGGAAGGUGCCUCUUUGUUGCUUGUUAAUUUUAACAGUAAAAAAAAAUUGCUGUGAUGAAG
Messenger RNA from Sceloporus undulatus (fence lizard), 1812 nucleotides. Its product is annotated as squalene synthase-like. The transcript is spliced from 9 exons. Gene Ontology annotation, biological process: farnesyl diphosphate metabolic process; cholesterol biosynthetic process. The record is from RefSeq and is a predicted model, not a curated record. NCBI's taxonomy places the organism in Eukaryota, Metazoa, Chordata, Lepidosauria, Squamata, Phrynosomatidae. The coding region runs from base 141 to 1397 and encodes 418 amino acids. Gene Ontology annotation, molecular function: squalene synthase [NAD(P)H] activity. Gene Ontology annotation, cellular component: endoplasmic reticulum membrane.